Molecule: messenger RNA, 489 nt
Organism: Hyposmocoma kahamanoa
Lineage: Eukaryota; Metazoa; Arthropoda; Insecta; Lepidoptera; Cosmopterigidae
Gene: ACBP-like
Product: putative acyl-CoA-binding protein
Exons: 4
Coding region: 132-389 (85 amino acids)
Biological process (GO): fatty acid metabolic process
Molecular function (GO): fatty-acyl-CoA binding
Source: RefSeq, a predicted model, not a curated record
CCCUGAGCGAUGUCCGAAAUUUCGACUCGCACCGUGGAAAUUUAACGAGAGAGCCGGCUGCAAAAUUAUCAGUACUUCAUCGGUCCCCAUCAGGUUUCACUUUACGAUCUCUAAACGACCACUAAUUCACAAUGUCUCUGGAAGAGCAAUUCAAGACCGUCGCCGACUCCGUAAGGAACUGGAAGUCGAAGCCUUCCGAUAGCGAGAACCUCGCUCUCUACUCCCUUUACAAGCAGGCUGUCUUCGGCGAUGUAAACAUCUCUGAACCCUCCGGCAUUGUAGAGAAGGCGAAGUACAAGGCCUGGGUUGACCGCAAAGGCAUGUCCCAGGAUGACGCCAAGAAGCAGUACAUAGAAAUGGCGCAGAAGCUCCAGUCGAAAUAUGCGUAAAUUAUAGUUAGAUUCGUAAUUAUAUAUUAACGUAUUUGUUAAUUAAGUGCUUAUUUAUUUAUUUGGUUCUCAUGCAAAAUUAAAAAAAAUCAAUAUUUAA